This is a messenger RNA of Naegleria lovaniensis, 1413 nucleotides long. RefSeq lists its product as uncharacterized. The coding region runs from base 1 to 1413 and encodes 470 amino acids. The record is from RefSeq and is a predicted model, not a curated record. Lineage: Eukaryota; Heterolobosea; Eutetramitea; Acrasida; Naegleriidae. The transcript has a single exon.
AUGGUCAUGACUAUUUCAAAUCCUCAUAAUAGAAGAAGAAACGCUAUGAAAUCUCAGCAAACCCCUCGUUUAAAGCAAGAGAGUUGUAACGAAGAUCAACAUUCGAGUGAUGAUGAUGGACUAGUCGUCUUGUACUCUCGAAGACAACCAUCACCUACAACUGCCUCCGUCACUCACCAUCAUUCCACAAAGGAGAAUUCACUAAAUUCUCCUCAUUAUGUGACACCAACAUUCAAAGUUGACGACCCAACAAUGACGGUGAUACUUCACAAAAUGAUCGCCAAUGAAAAGAGAAUGGCGAGGACAUUGGGUAUCAAAUCAGCUUCGGAAUUUUGCUUUGGCACAAGAGGUCAUAACCCGCAACACACCAAGAUUAAUUCAAUAUCUUCCAUAGCACAACACCAUUAUCGAACAUUUCCUCUUCAUUCACAUCCUUCUUCUAGGUCACUCUCCCAAGGUGUGAAAGGAUUCAUGGAAUUUCCUCGUUCUUCACAUGCACCUCAGCAAAGAUCCCUCAGCGGUAUCUACGGAAGAAUUGUGAAAAAGUGUCCUGUUCUUGAUUCUCAUCUUUCAAAAAUUGCAGAACCAAUUCAUACCUCAAACCCAAGUAAUUCUCCUACUACAACUACUAGUACUACCACCACAAGUCCCACAACUUCCACAACUCAUUCCUCACCACGAUUAUCCACCACAACUUCUUCAACCCUUCCAACGAAUACCGCAUCUUCUCCAACAACUACCCCUAAUACUUUCACAGCUGCACCAAGUAGAACUGGCCAAUCAUCCGUUGACAAUAACUGUACGAAUCAGUACCAACAAACUCCAACCACUCGUCUCUCCUCUUCACAAAGAUGCUCUUUCGACUCUAAAAUUAACAUGCUUUUUUCUUCCAUAGAUGAAGACAUUAAUGAAGAGCAAGAAUCGUCAUCCUUUAAGCAGCCUUACUCGAAACCAGUCACAUCGAUCAUCUUUGAAGAAAUUGACACUGAUUCGAAUCCAAAGAAACGAAAACAAGAUUGCGAUGAAACCGCACCCACAAAUCCCAGUUUACCACCCUUCUCCACCAAUCAACCCAAAUUCAAGAAACAAAAAUCCAUUGAUGAAAUUACCGCUGAAAAUAUGUAUGAAAGUUUGUUGAAUCAAUGUCGAAAGAAUUACAUACCUCAAUUAGAGUCCAUGAAUGCUCUUGCAUCCGAGGUGAUUGAGUCUCCUAAUGAACAAGAAGAACCAUCGUGUGAAGUGGUACCCAUUCUCUCUCGUCAUCAACUCGAUCGUGUUGUCGGCGAGAAAUUAUGUGCCAUUGCAGGACCCAUGACUCCACAAGAUAAGUCCAUUAUUAAGUUUAUUGAAAGCAAUCCAAUCAAUGAUUUUUUAUUGGAAUUGUUGGAAAAUAAAAAGUUUAAUGGGUUUUAA